GAAGUAAGUUUUAGUGAUCCUCAAAACUUCAAACAAUAACUACAGCAGCAAAAGGCAAAUUUUCGUAGUCUUCUGCGCCAGCCUUCGUCGGGUGUGGACGUCCCUCUCUCGCCUGAGUAUCAGUGACAAAUUUCCCCCGUUCUCACUGGGACGUUUAUCCUCGUCUAAUUUGCCCGCCAGGCACUCUACAGGAGGGACACCUGUACAUCGGCUUACUUUUAGCCAGCUCCAUUUUUUCCACUCCGCGGAAAAUUCUUUAACGGUCUUUGGUGGGAAGCCGGUUACUGAACUCAGGUGGGAGUGUGAGCGUCUCUCUAUGCUGGGACUUAGCAAGGGCGUCCACCAGAUCUAAUUGGAAACUUCAAGUUUCUAUCUCUAUUUCCAAAGGAGCUUUUGUUCCUUUUCUUUCUUUUGCCUUGGGCAACAAAUCUUCAUCGUACCAUCGAGAAACCGGGCUCGAUACGGCUUAUGCUGUCAGUGGCCCUUAUAAACCCAACAACAACAACAACAAAGGGCAAAUUUUCGUCUACACAAACACAAAAUGGUUCGAAGCUACAAACGGAAAACUGAGAGGUCCUCUACCCCUGCUGACAUUAUGUUUAGGGCUGCUAAACGUGUUAAGUGUGAGCACAAGUCAAUCAGAGGAACUGCAAGGGAUUUUGCCAUACCAUUUCGAACACUAGCACGUUAUUGCAAGAAGAUAACUGAUGAACAACUGAAGGGUGAAGAUAAAGCAAUGCUUAGAGUAGGCUAUGCUGCACCCAGGCAAGUCCUAUCAGAUGACCAAGAAAAGGAACUUUCUACAUAUCUUAAACAAGCAGCAGAUAUCUAUUAUGGAUUAUCUGUGAAAGAGGUAAGAAAAUUAGCCUACCAGUUUGCUGAAAGUGCAAGUAAAACUAUUCCUCCAUCAUGGAAAAAACAUAAGAUGGCAGGUUCUGACUGGUUUUCUGGUUUCCUAAAAAGGAACAAAGACCUUUCCAUAAGGUCUCCAGAGACCACUAGCCUCUCAAGAGCUGCUGGGAUUUCACCCUUCAACAAAGACACAUUCCAGGGUUUUGAUUUUUUGGGUGCUUACUUGACUGACAGACCACAGGAAGAUCAACAAGAAACGCAAGUGUUUCAGCCUGCGAUAUAUUUAAGUGAUAACUCAGAUGGCAAUCACACACCACAGAGUCUGAUCGCAACAGUCCAGUCAAAAUCUUGUUCAGUUCAGAAUGUUUCUCAUCUUCAAGAUGAGAAUGAACCAAGACCCUCCACUUCUGGACUCUGUGGGAAGAAAGCCCCAACUCCCGAAGAACUGAGGCCAUUGCAUAAAGCUGGUCCCAGGAAGAGAAGUGGAAUGAACAGGAGGAAGCACUCCGCUGCCAUUUUGACUGAGACGCCAGUGAAAAAGACACUGGAAAAGAUAUCAAAAGAAGCAAAGAAGAAACAACCAAAGAAAUCAAAACGUGUUCAUGGUGAUAGGGAAAAUUCAGAUGAAGAGGACAGUCUCUGUUUGGUAUGUAUGGGUCCUUUUUCCAAAAGCAAAUCACGAAAAGUAUGGAUACAGUGUAGAAUGUGCAAGUUGUGGGCCCACGAAGCCUGCACUGAUAGAUUUGUUUUAUACAUGCCCCAACUGUGACUCAGAUGAUGAUUUAGAUUAAGUUCACCUCAGGUGUUAAGUAUUCUGUGCAAUUAUUAUCUGGAGGUGCAAUUAUUUUCAAUUGAAUGUAUAACACCUGGAGUUUACCUGGAGAGAGUUCUGGGGAUCAAUGCCCCCGCAGCCCGGUCUGUGAUCAGGCCUCAUGGUGGAUCAGAGCCUAAUCAACCAGGCUGUUACUGCUGGCUGCAUGCAAUCCAACGUACAAGCCACAGCCCGGCUGGUCAGGCACCGACUUUAGGUGCUUGUCCAGUGCCUGCUUGAAGACAGCCAUGGGUCUAUUGGUAAUCCCUCUUAUGUAUGCUGGGAGGCAGUUGAACAGUCUUGGGCCCCUGACACUUAUUGUGUUGUCUCUUAACAUGCUAGUGACACCCCUGCUUUUCAUUGGGGGGAUGUUGCAUCAUCUGCCGAGUCUUUUGCUUUCGUAGUGAGUGAUUUUCGUGUGCAAGUUCGGUACUAGUCCCUCAAGGAUUUUCCAUGUGUAUAUAAUCAUGUAUCUCUCCCGCCUGCAUUCCAGGGAGUACAGUUUUUUAUUUUAUUUUAUUAAAAAAGGUUUCUUUCUUUACUAAGAAAAGAUUUUUAAGUUUCUAUGGAACCGAAUUUUCUUGAAAUGAAACAUUAUGAAUAAUCAAUAUCUAAAUUUGCUGUUACAUAUUCCUAAUUUACGUACUAUUACUAUUUGCUGUGUCAACUUACCCCAUAGUGUGUGCCAACUUACCUUGUACAUGGGGCAUGUUGGCACAUGUGAAAUGUUUUUUUCUAAAGAAUGCUGUGCUUUUGUUUUGAAAGAAAAUUAUUUUUUUUAUUUCAUGAAAAUUAAGAGGAAGAUUUAUAUUUUUCACUGGAAGUAUAAAAUUACCAAAAUUGUUUAUUGGUUUUCUUUCAUCACCGAAAAUGUAAAAAGUGUGCCAAAUAGCCCUGGUCUCCCCUACACAUUAAAAUCAAUAAGUGUGUCUUAUUAGUCUUGAAGAUGCCAUAUUAAUAAUGAUAAUAAUAACACAAUAAUAAUCACUCUAAGGAGCAUUAAAUAUCGUAUAAAACGUUAAUAUGGACAUUUUGCUUAAUCUAAGUACACCCCACAGUAG
Cherax quadricarinatus is the source of this 2724-nucleotide messenger RNA. The record is from RefSeq and is a predicted model, not a curated record. Lineage: Eukaryota; Metazoa; Arthropoda; Malacostraca; Decapoda; Parastacidae.